Messenger RNA from Helobdella robusta, 1342 nucleotides. RefSeq lists its product as hypothetical. The coding region runs from base 104 to 1342 and encodes 412 amino acids. The transcript is spliced from 4 exons. Gene Ontology annotation, molecular function: ATP binding; cyclin-dependent protein serine/threonine kinase activity. Lineage: Eukaryota; Metazoa; Annelida; Clitellata; Rhynchobdellida; Glossiphoniidae. Gene Ontology annotation, biological process: protein phosphorylation. The record is from RefSeq and is a predicted model, not a curated record. Gene Ontology annotation, cellular component: nucleus.
AAAAGUGGUAUAAUAUAAAUAACUGGUAGUCUUGUGUGUUCGGCAACUUUUCUUGGCGGAAUGCUAAUUUUUCUCUCCGAACUUCUUGGCCGGAGUUGACGAGAUGGCUUCAAACAUCGCAAAGACGAACGCCGCUAACGCCGUAGUGAAGAAUCACAACAACACUUCCGUUCUUGGCACCAAUUAUGAGAACAGGGAGGCCGGUGGACCCAUCAGGAGAAACCUCUGGGCCGAAAAAUACGAGAACACCGAGUUUCCUCUCUGUCCCGAUGCCAUCGAGAAUUACGAUAAGCUUAAAAAAAUUGGACAAGGGACUUUUGGUGAAGUGUUCAAAGCCAGACACAAAAUAACGAGAAAUAUUGUAGCCCUGAAGAAGGUAUUGAUGGAAAACGAAAAAGAAGGGUUUCCAAUUACAACCUUGAGAGAAAUACGUUAUUUGAAGCUUCUAAAACAUGAAAAUAUUGUCAAUUUAAUUGAAAUUACCAAGACAAAAGCCUCUACCCAGAGCAGAUACAAAUGUCAUUUCUACCUGGUCUUUGAGUUUUGUGAACACGAUCUCGCAGGUCUUCUUGCCAAUCCAAAUGUUGUCUUUUCAUUGAGCCAUAUCAAGUGUGUUAUGAACCAAAUUUUAAAUGGUUUGUUUUAUAUACACUGCAACCUCGUCCUGCAUAGAGACCUGAAAGCUGCCAACAUUCUCGUAACAAAAACUGGAAUUUUAAAACUGGCUGAUUUUGGCUUAGCAAGAGCAAUCAGCAGUUCAAAAAGUUCACAAAAUAGGUACACAAACAAAGUGGUCACUUUGUGGUACAGACCACCCGAGUUGUUGCUUGGAGAACGAAACUACGGACCAUCAGUCGACAUGUGGGGUACUGGUUGUAUCAUGGCUGAAUUGUGGACUCGCAGUCCAAUCUUGCAAGGUGGGUCGGAACAACAACAACUCACUCUUAUAUCUCAAAUUUGUGGCUCAAUCACACCUGAGGUAUGGCCUGAUGUCGAAAAAUUAGAACUCUACAACAAAAUUGAAUUUCCGAAGGGUUUAAAGAGAAGAUUAAAAGACAGAUUGAAACCCUCGAUUACUGACCACAAUGCUCUUGAUCUACUGGACAGAAUGCUUUUAUUGGAUCCAAAGCAGAGAAUUGAUGCAGACAAUGCCUUGAAUCAUGAUUUCUUCUGGGAGAAUCCUUUGCCGGAAAGUCUAGAGAAGAUGUUGGUUCCACACACAACCUCCAUGUAUGAAUUGUUCACAGCGGCACGCAGAGGCAAACCUGCUCAGCAACCAAAUGCUAAAUUAAAUGUAAAACCUUUCUUUGCCACUGAUCAAAAUUUUGAAAGAGUAUUUUAA